This is a messenger RNA of Linum tenue, 1106 nucleotides long. The record is from the annotation of a GenBank genome assembly. NCBI's taxonomy places the organism in Eukaryota, Viridiplantae, Streptophyta, Magnoliopsida, Malpighiales, Linaceae.
CUGUGAACCAAACGGUCCAGGCCGAAGCCCAUUUCGGGUUCGGUUACCACGUGUCGGGAUUUUAUUACUCCAUCGGCUUGGGUUCCUCGAAACGACAGUCGUGUUGUGUUACUAUGUACAAUUAGGGUUACCAAUCAUCCUCUGUUCCCAAAACCAAAACCCUCUUCCUUGUUCUCGAUCGGCGGCGUGAGAGUGGAAGGCAGAGACAGUUUGAGGCGAAGGGAACUUCCCAUCCUACAUUCCUCUACCGGCGAAAAUGGUUGCUUACAGGUCAUGAUUGAAGGGCUUUUCGUUGGUUUGUUGAUUGGGUCUAUAUGCGUUUUUUCUUUCUUGUUUGUGCAGUACCACCAGUACCAAGUCGUCGGGCGAGCUUUGCCGACGGAGAGCGAUGGACAUCCAAAGAUCUAUAGGAUGAAGCUUUGGAACACGAAUGAGGUUCGCGCCAAGUCCAAGUUCUGGUAUUUCUUGAGGAAGCUGAAGAAGGUCAAGAAAAGCAAUGGCCAGAUUCUAGCUAUCAACGAGAUCUUCGAGAAGAAUCCCACGAAGAUCAACAACUACGGAAUUUGGCUGCGCUACCAGAGCAGGACAGGUUACCACAACAUGUACAAGGAAUUCCGCGACACCACUCUGAACGGUGCUGUUGAACAGAUGUACAGCGAGAUGGCUUCUCGCCACAGGGUCCGAUCUCCUUGCAUCCAGAUUAUCAAGACCGCAACCAUCCCCGCUAAGCUGUGCAAGAGGGAGAGCACCAAGCAGUUCCACAACUCCAAGAUCAAGUUCCCCUUGGUGUUCAAGAAGGUCCGUCCGCCAACCAGAAAGCUGAAGACCACAUACAAGGCAUCCAGACCCAACUUGUUUGUCUAAGCCUUUUUAGUAGGGGACUGAAAGUAGUAGAGGGUUAAAAGAAAAUCUACUGGAUUACAUUUCUCGUGGAAGACGGAAUGUUUGAGUUUGCCUAUGGAAUUUUUGUUGUCGUCUUGAGUGUUAGUACUAUAUUAUGGGAUGCUUAUCUUUUGGGAGCAACUGAUAUUUGACAACUAUUGUCUUGUUUGAUUGGAUCAUUACCGGACCGAAUAUAGAUGCUAGUGUGGUGCAUUCCUUGAUUU